GUGAAAAGACCGUUGGUCACGUGAUCCCAGCUUACUUGUCUGCUUCUCCGAUCGGUCUAAAAUAUGAAAUAUAUCAUUGAAAUGGGCGCUUUUAAUGGAUCACCGCGUGUAGCUUGUCUGCAUCUCCAUAAAGAUCUGUUUGGAAGCCGUUCAUUCGGCUGUAACGGUAGAAAUUCGCUACUGGAAAUUUCUCCUCUCGGGGGUGGAUGUCACGUGACCAGCACGCGGGUCUGGUCGUUGGGUAAAGAUGGCGGCGGGUGUGUAGAAAGCAGCGGAGCGAAGCAGCAGCGAGCCCGAGUCGACCGCAGUGCUUGGAAGCGUCGAAAGCCCACAAAUGAUGGAUCCCGGACAGGAUUUGCUUCUGGCUGCGCUGAGUGAGAGCGGGAUCAGCGCGAACGACCUUUUCGACACGGAGCCUCCCGACGCAGGGCCGCCGCCGCUACCUGCACAACAGUCAGUUCCCAUAAGCACCUUGGAUAUCGGCCCGGCAACCGAUGCAGUCACUGUGAGGCACGAGCAUGUUGCUCCACCUACUCCUACAGUCACCAUCAGGCAGAAGCCUCAGCCCUCCACCACCACGUUCGUGCUGAACCAGCUCAACCAGCUGCCUUCCCUGGGGACGAUCGUGGUGACCAAGCCGUCCGCGGGUGGCACCACCUCCCGGCAGACCAUAACCGUGGCCAAGGUGGUGCACUCGGCCCGGGGGCCCGGCACAGCAACCGUGCGGGCGGUGGCCCCCCCCGGCCGCGAGCAGAUCCAGCUCAAGGACCUGCUCAAGACCAGCAACAUCAAGACCAGCAGCCUGGGCGAACUCAUGAAGCUGAAGCCGCCGCCCAACAUCGCCCAGCCCGUCGCCACGGCCACCAAAAUAAUUCUGGUGUCUACAAAGAUGGUGAAUAAAUCAGCCGAGCUGAACAACGGCGUGAAGAAGGACGUGACCGGCAAGGACGUCGCCAGGUUCUGGGUGAAUGACGACCUCAAAAUGCGCAGCUUCUCGCCCACGCAUAAAAUACCUGGAAUUAAAGAAGAGGAAGAGCCAGAGGAAGAGGAGGAGGAAGAGUUGGGUCACGCCGAAACGUACGCUGAAUACAUGCCCAUGAAAUUGAAAAUUGGGCUGCGCCACCCUGACCCCGUGGUGGAGACCAGCUCACUGUCCAGCGUCAACCCCCCCAACGUCUGGUACCGGCUGUGCAUCCCGGAGGAGACGAUCGACCGGGGCUGGCUGUCUGCCCUGCAGCUGGAGGCCAUUACCUAUGCUGCUCAGCAACACGAGACAUUCCUCCCCAACGGGGACAGGGCGUCCUACCUGAUAGGCGACGGGGCCGGUGUUGGGAAGGGCAGGACCAUCGCCGGGAUCAUUUACGAAAACUAUCUCCUGGGCCGGAAACGCUCCCUCUGGUUCAGUGUGUCGAAUGACUUGAAAUACGAUGCAGAGAGAGAUUUGAGAGACAUCGGGGCAAAAAACAUUCAGGUCCAUUCCUUGAAUAAGUUUAAAUAUGGCAAAAUCUCUUCUAAACACAACGGAAGUGUGAAGAAGGGUGUGAUUUUCGCCACAUACUCCUCCCUGAUUGGAGAAAGCCAGUCCGGCGGGAAAUACAAGACGAGGUUCAAACAGUUGCUGCACUGGUGCGGGGAAGAUUUCGACGGAGUGAUUGUGUUUGACGAAUGUCACAAAGCGAAGAACGUCUGCCCCAUCGGCUCGUCCAAGCCCACCAAGACCGGUCUGGCAGUGCUGGAACUGCAGAACAAGCUGCCCAAAGCCAGGGUGGUCUACGCCAGUGCCACAGGUGCCUCUGAGCCGAGGAACAUGGCCUACAUGAACCGCCUUGGAAUCUGGGGGGAGGGGACCCCCUUUAAGGAGUUCAGCAACUUCAUCCAAGCUGUGGAGCGCAGAGGUGUGGGUGCCAUGGAGAUCGUUGCCAUGGAUAUGAAGCUGAGAGGGAUGUACAUCGCUCGGCAGUUGAGUUUCACCGGGGUAACUUUCAAGAUCGAAGAGGUCCCUCUGACACAGAGCUACAUCAAGAUGUACAACAAAGCAGUCCGCCUGUGGGUCAGCGCGCGGGAGAAGUUCCAGCAGGCCGCCAACCUCAUGGAGGCCGAGCAGCGCAUGAAGAAGUCCAUGUGGGGCCAGUUCUGGUCGGCCCACCAGAGGUUUUUCAAGUACCUGUGCAUCGCCUCCAAGGUGCGGAGAGUGGUGGAGCUCGCUCGAGAAGAGGUCAAAAACGGAAAGUGUGUGGUGAUUGGCCUCCAGUCCACAGGAGAAGCCCGAACACUGGAAGCCCUAGAAGAGGGCGGAGGAGAGCUGAACGACUUUGUGUCCACAGCAAAGGGUGUGCUGCAGUCGCUGGUGGAGAAGCACUUCCCCGCUCCAGACAGACAGAAGCUUUUCAGCUUGCUGGGCAUUGACCUGUCAGCGAAGAAAACGCCAUCCCCUAACGACAGUGCCUCCACAGACCAGAAGGGCAAGAAGAGGAAAGGUCAGGAUAUGAAGAAGGAGGCGAAGAAGCCGCGGCGGCGCGGGGGCACCUCGGGCAGCAGCUCGGACGACAGCGGCAGCGACUCGGAGGCUUCGGAGAAGGAGGCGGAGAGCGACGACAGCUUCAAGUCCGUCAGCUCCGGGGAGGAGGACGACUUCAACCCCUUCAGGGAAGAGUCGAGCGCGGACGAAGAGGACGAUCCUUGGCUGUUCAGGAAAGAGCACAAGAAAGGCAAAGAGAAGAAGAGUAAGAAAAAGAAGAAAAGCAUCGAUCCGGACUCCAUUCAGAGUGCCUUACUGGCUUCAGGACUAGGCUCAACGAGGCCUGCCUUCUCAGCCCCUGCCGCCAAAACCCCUCUGAGCACCACUGCACCCACCAUAGCCAAAAAGGAGAGCGAGGACGGGGGGUGCGUGACCAGCCAGGACGCGGUGGAGGACGCCCAGCAUAUGAAGAGGCAGCUGCUGGAGGAGCUGGAGAAGCUGGCCGAGGAGCUGCCGCCCAACACGCUGGACGAGCUCAUCGACGAACUGGGAGGGCCCGACAGCGUGGCCGAGAUGACGGGACGCAAAGGGAGGGUGGUGAGCAAUGAGGACGGCAGCAUUUCGUACGAGUCCCGCUCCGAGCUGGACGUCCCUGUGGAGAUCCUCAACCUCACUGAGAAGCAAAGGUUCAUGGAGGGGGAGAAGAACAUUGCCAUCAUUUCGGAAGCUGCCAGCUCGGGCAUUUCGCUGCAGGCGGACCGCCGGGUGAAGAACCAGCGCAGAAGGGUGCACAUGACUCUGGAGUUGCCAUGGAGCGCUGACAGAGCCAUCCAGCAGUUCGGAAGAACACACCGGUCCAAUCAGGUCACAGCUCCGGAGUAUGUGUUCCUCAUCUCAGAACUUGCAGGAGAGCAGCGAUUCGCCUCCAUCGUGGCCAAACGACUUGAAAGCCUGGGUGCGCUCACACAUGGAGACAGAAGAGCCACAGAGACCAGGGACCUGAGCAGGUUCAACUUCGACAACAAGUACGGACGGAACGCCCUGGAAAUCGUUAUGAAGUCCAUCGUCAACCUGGACUCUCCCCUCGUCUCUCCGCCUUCCAACUUUGACGGCGAUUUCUUCAAAGAAAUUCGGCACGGAUUGAUCGGUGUGGGUCUAAUCAAUGUGGAAGAUCGCUCGGGCAUCCUUACUCUGGACAAAGAUUACAACAACAUGGGGAAGUUCCUGAACCGGAUUCUGGGGAUGGAGGUGCAGCAGCAGAACGCCCUGUUCCAGUACUUCUCUGACACGCUGAACGCCGUCAUACAGAACGCCAAGAAGAACGGCCGAUACGACAUGGGAAUCCUGGACCUGGGCUCUGGGGAUGAGAAGGUGAAAAAGGUGGAGGUGAAGAAGUUUCUGACCCCAGGCUACUCCACUUCCGGACACGUGGAGCUGUACACGAUGAGCGUAGAGAGGGGGAUGUCCUGGGAAGAUGCCACUUACAUUUGGGCCGAGCAGAGCGGACCAGACGAUGGAUUCUACAUUCAGGUGAGGAACAAUAAGAAGACUGCCAUCCUGGUGAAGGAGAUCAACACCAAAAAGAGGCUCUUCCUGGUUUACAGACCCAACACAGGGAAGCAGCUCAAGCUGGAGACCUAUGCAGACGUCCGCAAGAAGUGCAAAAAGGUGCUUUCGGAGGAUGCCAAACAGUGCUGGAUAGAGCAGUACCUGUCCUCAGCGGAUACCUGCUCUCACGCCUACUGGCGGGGGAACUGUAAGAAGGCGUCGCUGGGGCUGCAGUGCGAGAUCGGGCUGCGCUGCCGGACCUACUACGUCCUGUGCGGCUCGGUGCUCAGCGUCUGGACCAAGGUGGAGGGCGUCCUGGCCUCCGUCAGCGGCACCAACGUCAAAAUGCAGAUCGUCCGCUUGAGGACGGAGGAUGGGCAGAGGAUCGUGGGCCUGAUAAUUCCAGCCAAUUGCGUGGCCCCGCUGACCAACAUCCUGUCGUCCUCGGACCAGUCCCAGCAGCUGGCUGUGCAGCAGCAGCAGAUGUGGCAGCAGCUGCACCCGCAGAGCAUCACCCACUACGCCAACGCGUAGUGCCCUGCGCUGGCCCGCCCUGCGGCCCUGCCACCGACAGGCCCCACCCUGACAGAACCCCGCCCCCCACCCUGACAGGCUGUGCCCAUGCCCACUCUGGGCUCUUGUCCAAAGAGGCUCUUAGCAAAGUUGACUUGGAAGGCUUAACGCCACACGACACACUGCACUCCAGGCCUAUGCCCCUCCCUGCUUCUCCCCCCCUCCUUUUUUUUUUUUUUUUAACCCCCCCCUCCCCCUUUGUGUGACCUUUGAUUAGCUGUCCUUUGGGCCUCUGUUCAUGGCUAUGGGUAUUUCCUCCCAGGCUAAAAAGUGCUUGGACUUUGGAUUCUUCACACGACACGAUUUAACAGCGCUCAGGGGUUCGCUCGACAAAGCAAUCGCACUUUCUCAGACCGACGUGCUCGGAGCACGGCCUUCACAAGCACCUUCCCCCCCCCCCCCCCCCCCGUCAGCUAGCGCGUACGGAACCCGUCUCCAGCGUGACUGCUGGUGUACCGUUACCCCCGGCGUCUCUAGCGUCGGACCCGCGCCGGACCACUCUGGGCGAGCUCGCCUGCUGCAGCGUGCCUGACUGCCUCUCUGCAUGGUCUGAACUCCUUUCUCCCCCUCCUCUGUCUCUCUCUCUCUCUCCUCCCGCUGAAGAGCUCAGCCUCGCUGAAAGGCUGGACUCUGGGGUGCUCACCUUCCGCGUUCGGUAUCACAGGAGGGCGUGGAGCGUGGCUUUGAGUUGAGACGUUCGCUCGCGAACUGGAAGCGUCCGCUUGCGGCGGGUCGGCUGAUGCGUGGCACGGCUCUCUCGGGUCCUGUGGGCGUGUCUCCUCCCCUCUCACCUGUGCUUUAAUACCGGGCUCCCCCCCACGGCCCCAGCGGGGGCACUUCCAGCCCGUGCUCUACUUUCUAAAGUUCUUUCUUUUUUUCUGGAUUAAUUUCUGUAAAUGUGGCAACAGGAUGGAUUUACUGCUGGGAUUAUAUUUUGCUGUACAAAAUGUGUAUAGUCGCAUAUCUUAAGUAUUGGAAAUGUUUUUGCUUAAAAGUGAAAUCGGUGUUUAUAACAUUUGAAGGACAGUUUCAUUUCAUGCUUGCACGAGUUGCACUACUGAUUGAUUUGUUGUACAAAGAAUCUGUUAAGGCAGGAUUUCCACAUCUUGCUUAUGACCAAUAAAUCUGAAGAACAAAAAUUUGUAAUUUGAA
Anguilla rostrata (American eel) is the source of this 5731-nucleotide messenger RNA. RefSeq names its product strawberry notch homolog 1 (Drosophila) (gene sbno1). The transcript is spliced from 33 exons. Bases 335 to 4540 code for a protein of 1401 amino acids. NCBI's taxonomy places the organism in Eukaryota, Metazoa, Chordata, Actinopteri, Anguilliformes, Anguillidae. Gene Ontology annotation, cellular component: nucleus. Gene Ontology annotation, molecular function: chromatin DNA binding; histone binding. The record is from RefSeq and is a predicted model, not a curated record. Gene Ontology annotation, biological process: regulation of DNA-templated transcription.